GAUUUCCCCGAAUCUGCUCAUUCUUUCAUUUCAGUUUGUAACGAGUAGAACCAAAUCUGCGCGACGGAAGUUUCUUUUUGAUCAGAAAUUUAAUUUUUCUUCGCAAAAUCGUCCAUCGGUAUAUCGUGUGCUCCGCAGACUAUUAACAAGUGAAAAGGAAGAAAUUGCACAGCGAAAAGUGAAGGAAAAAUCGGGCUUGAUGUAGGUGCGAUAGCACGGUGUAGUGAAUCUGCGAAGUAAAGCAGCCAAUUGUGUGUUUUGCCGAAUUCGAGUGCGGAUCCCCGCCGUGCUGACUGGCAACAUCGGCCUAGCAAAUGGAUAUCAUUGACGUCGAGGAGGUGCUCGGAGAUGAUUCAUUCAUUUGCGACACGGAACGAUUGGAUGAUGAAGUGGUGGAAAUUUUCAAACAAUGGAAAUCAUGCAGCACAACAAUCCCGUCCGGCGCUGGUGGUGCCAUUUUACCAGCACCGGUACCACCAGCCUCCGCCAGUGGUAACAGCAGCAACAGCAGUUUCAGUUCUAGCGGCAUCAAUCACCGUCAUCUCCUUCAGCACACAGCCAACAUCAGCCCUCAUAAUGCAACCUUCAAUAGCAGCGACAGUAAAGGUUUAAAAUAUAUCGAUACACGAACAUUCACGAGACCGAAAAAGAGAUUGGACUCAACAUUCAAUGCAUCCAACACAUCAGCGGAUCUUACGCCUUCCCUGCAAGAAACCUCCAUGAAAGUGGCCUCCCCGCUUCUAAAUCUUCAAAUAGGUGGUAUGGUAACGAUGACAUCCGGAAAUAGUUCUCUCAACACCAGCCAAAUGAUGCAAAGGAGCUGGUUGAACGACGUUUCACCGCCGGGGUCCAUCAUGUCAUCGAUGGAGUUUUCUAUCAACGAUAAGAUGGGCAGUAGCCUCAUAACUAGUGGGGAUUUUACCAACGUUAGCUACCUACUGAAUGCCAACGGUGUUGAUGAAACCCAGCAGCUCAACGCGCACAGUAAUUACGGUGGCUACAAGUUGGCAGAUGUGAUAAAAGAUCGCAAGUUCUUAGAAAAUUUGUCGUGUUUCGAUGACAAUUCUAUGGCAAAAGAUCUGGCGAUAUCGAAGACAGAUUUGAAUGGCAUUGAGGAGAAUCUGUCCGGGCUUAGCACAAUGCAGAAUUCAUUGGAAAGCGUUACAAAGAGCGCGGAAGGGCGGUUAUCUGAUGUAACAAUGGUGCUAGAAAAUGGAAAGUCGGAUGCAACGUUUGAACUGGAGCCUGCCGAAGUGGCUCCAGUAGUAGUAACGAAGCUAAACGGUACAUUCGAGAGGCGGCGCAAUUUUGAUACAUAUAGGAAACCAAAAUCUAGUCUAAACAGUACGUUCGAUGCCCUACCAAAAGUUGACGCCGGUAGGCCAUUAUUGGUUGCAAACGGGACGUUUGACGCCGGUAGCGAUGAUAAAGUGUUGGAUGACUCACCUGAAACAGCUGAUGCCACUUUCUCACUCAAUCGAACAGCUAAGGUUAAUGGAGAAGAUAAACAGCUUAACCAAACCUAUGAGUACUGUGAGAAAAACUCACCAAGCGUUGCCCAAUUAAACCAAACCUUUGAAAGGCCUAAAAAUGGAACCUACGUUGAAAAUGAGACUAGUCUGAAUCAAAAUGUUGGUGCUGGUAACAGCACGCCAAAUGGAACCUUUGAAAUUCCAACGAAGGGUGAAACGAGCAGAGAUUCGAUGGGUUUGGCUCAAUCAACACCAUUUGUGCAAGUGCCUAGAGCGAAACGUAUCAGUGACAUGAGUCAGUACGAAGUUAAUGUUUCGCCUAUUGCUGCCGUUCGCGGUAGGAGGUCAGAAGGACCAAGACUUAGUCGGAAUCUAGAAAGCGAAAUUGCGAUGGAAACUGAUGAUUUCGAUGUGGAGUUCCGCAGGCUUCCGGCAACUCCGAAUUCAAAGACUGAAAAUGGUUCCCAUUUACUGGAAACCGAAAAAAGAAUAUCGCUGCAACAAUUUGAAGAAUUCGAAAAAUCUGUAAUGGAAAGCGAACAAAAUGGUGUAGAUUUUGAUGAGAUGCUCAAUUCCCUCACCGAUGUAAAACGAUCGAUGGAUAGUGUCAAAUUGCGCCAAUCGUUGGACAAUAUCAAAAAACGUCAUUCGCGUAUCAAUUCGGAGAAACAACAAGACGAACUGAGAAAACGAGGUGACAUGAAUGAUUCCUUAUCUUCCCCUAUGGACAACAAGCUGGCAGAUUCGAUGAUAAAAAGUAUGUCGUCGUCUAGUGGUAGUGAGCGAUUGUUGAACCGUAGGAGCCGUUACAACGAUGACGUUCAUCUGACUUUGUCCCCUCAACAGCAAACUCCGCAAUCGAGCAGAAUUACAGAUGCAUCUUUACAUGUAUCGGAGCUGCAAACGAACGAACCCCAUGCGACGGAAAGCGUAGAUCCUCUUCCUACACCGAACGAGGUAGGAGGUAGUGAUAGAAAGAACCGCGAUCGAUUCAAAACGAUACGUAUCAAUAAAAGACGCGAAGAAGGAAUGGUCAUUGUACCGGAUCCCGACGAGAUGGAUGACAGUCUGCCCGAAUCGUGUUCUCUUCCGUUGGAGGAAGAGAUGUUCGAUUCGCCGACAGUUACGAACAGUGCCUUUAGCCGUGUGGAUUACAAUUCUCCGAAGGAUUCGCGACUUUCUUCCACUACAAGCAAUGAACAGAAUAAGACUGAAGAGGUGGUAUUCAAGCGACCGCAGGGUAUCCCGAAACCCGAAAGCAAAGUACGAUCACUAUCGAAACCACGGUAUUAUGGUGCCGCUCCAGCAGGAAGCGGCAUUGGUUUGACUAGGAAAGAAUUGUCGCUUCCACUUGGUACGAAAUCAAGCUCCAGCGAUAAUCUGGAAAAUGAUCGGCCGAGUUAUCACCAGCAGCAGUCUCCCUCCCAGCUGCAAAGAUUAUCGCUAGGGGGUAACAGGAUAGGAGCGGUUGAAAGUGGUCGAAAAUUCGGAGCACCCAGUUCGGUCCAGUCGAAUCUGAAAUCGCCCAUGGGCACCAAAUCAAAAUCGCAUCAUAAUCUAUAUUACAACCAAAGCAAUCUUGGCGGAUCGAAUAGUAAUCUAAACCGAAUACCAACUCCGUUAGGCCUGUCCGCACAGAAACUUUCGCACAAUAAUAGCAACACUGAGCUGAAAAAUAACAAUUCCAAGUUGCAGUUGCACCUGCGACCACCACGUGCCAGCUCGCUGGUACGGCCCGGCACAACUCUACCAGCGCCGUUGAAAAAUUCUGCGCCCGAAAUCAAUACCCGGAGCAGAGAACUGACCCCAAGCAGUAUUACCACUACGAGUUCUUCUAAUCUAUCCGGCGUGCAGAUGCGGGCACCGAAAGCGGGUUCGCGGCUUGGGCUAGUACGACCGUCAUCCGGUUACUUUAGCUACAGCUCACAGAAGAAACCAUUAGAUUCAGACACCGAAUCAAUCAACAGUUUAUCAUCGUCAUCAGCUAGCUCUAGAGGAAGCUUGUAUCGUGUAGAUAGUCAAAUUAUUGCUAAUAAUGUUCAAAAUUCCGCGACCCAUAGUAUUGAAGACAUCAGCGGCAGUGUGAAUAACGUUGGGAGCCUAGGGUUAAGGCCCAGUCAACCGGUAGAAACAAAUCGAACGGCAGCGAACCUUCCGGCCAAGAAUAGUAUAGCGACAUCCGGUUUAAGCGGCGCCAAACCAUCAGGCUUGAGGCCUCCUUCGAAUCUGCGGCCGCCAACCGCGCGCAGCGGGCUCCCCCGACCGACCAGCUACGUGAGGCGAUAGGUGGCGCUAGUUGUAAGUCAGUUUUGUAAAAAUUUUAACCUGUCAGUUCAUUUAGUAUCAGCGUGCUCUGAACCAAAUGUAAUUUCUAUCGAUGAGUGUCCCUUUCGAAGGAUAAUUUCGAACAGGAUUUAUGGUCUUCGUAGCGAAACGUUUAUUAUUAUUAAUAUUAUUACUAUUUUAAUUGGUGUAGAAAGGUGAAAAUGCUAUAUCAAAAUUAUGUUACUGCAGUUGUCGUCAUUGGUACAAAUGAAGCACUUCGAAUUGUUUCGACCAUCACAAUAUGACAACUGAAUAAAAUCCUUUUGUCAUCGUGAAUGGGUGUUUCUGCAGUUUCACUGUCAGAGUAUUUUGCAUUUGCCGUUGUUAUACGUUUUGUACAAUCGAGUUUAUUUUAUAAGUUUAGUAUUUCAAAUAUACUUUCAGCUUUUUCGCAUUUUUAACAUGAAUCUAUAUCUUUGGGCCAUAAACAUUAAUCAUGAUUUUAUUUCUAAUAUGGUUUGAAUUUACUGUAUUCAUAUAUACAUAAUAAUUGGAAUUAUACAUAACAGAGUACGGCGCCUUUAGUUUUCUAUUAAUUUUGGUCUAUACUGCCAACGCACACAUACUAGUCCCAUAAAUAUCAUUGGGUGCUGCCUAUUGAUAACUAUGUUACUAUUAAAAUAUUAAAAAGUUUAAAUCCUAAUUUUAGAGACUUUUGAUCUGCCACUAUUUGCAUAACAGUCCCAUUUUGUUGGAGAAACAAUCAUAAUAUUGGACAAUUUUCUGUGGAUUGUUCUGCAUAUUUUACUUAGCAAAUCAACAAAUUUUUCGAAGCUUAAGAAUUGCAAAAAAUCAUAUGGGACCGUACACUAAUUACGUAGGGGAUGAUCUGACGAUAAGGAGUUUGCCAUUUUCUUACGUCCCAUACAGAAAAAAAUAUGUUUGAACAAAAUGAGGGGGGGUUGAAAUCCCGGAAAAACCUCUUACGUAAUUAAUGUUGGAACAUCUAUGCUAGAGCGGGCAGUUUAUCUCUUUUUAUCAUUUUGCAAUGUAAUGUUUAUUAACAUUCUUCAUUUUAUGUGAAACCUCGUUUUGGUAUUUUUAUUACUAUCGUACAAAAUGAUGUCGAAGAAUGUCAACCAUUCCUACAGUUGUUUUCGAAAUAAAAUGAAAAAAUACGUACCUAUUUACCGUGUUUAGUGGAAUGUGUUUUAACUUUUGAGCGACAAGUUUACAAAUAUCUAUAUAAUUUUAUCUCGAGUCGAUCAUUUACGACGACCGUAUAGUUCUUGUCGAAAAACGUGUAUCUAAGCAAAUAAAGAGGUUCUAAUCAGUAUAUCACAAAUAUGUCUUGUCAAGCACGUUCAAAAGUUUCAAAACACACUUUUUUACGACUUUAUCAAAUGAUAUUUUUACCUGAAAAACUGAAUAAUGAUUGUAAGUGUUGUAACUGUUGAAAUAUCUAAGUGAAAUUUUAUACGGAACAAGAUUUUACAAAAUUUUAAACGUUUCGACUCAUUCUCGUACGAUAGUAAGUAAGAAAACCGCUCUACUAACAUUUACUCCUAUAAUCAAGCUAGAGCAGUUUCCUCUGCAUAAUUUUACGCCAAACCAAGAUAUACGUUAAAGUCGCUGCCGUUCACAAUCGUUACACAAAUUUACGUUUACAAACUACUACGGACUGUACACCGUGAACAACCAUUUUGAUAUUCUAUACGAUAAAAAAAGUAUCCGUUAACACAAUUGUGAGGUCGUUAAAUAUUCCUGACAAUGCAUUUCUAACUACCCAAUUUGUCGUCGAAUUCUAUGUUGAAUCGUUGUGAAUCGAUCGUCUUAUCCUUGUGAUAUAAUCAGCGAGCUCUCCUUCUUUUACAACUAUGCCGUUAAUUACAAUUCAGAGCUGUUAAGUUAGAAUAAGUUAUAAGAAACGAAAUCAAACAUACGCGUUACUAGUUUUCGUUCGAUCAUUGGAACUUUUUUUUACACAAAAUGGCGCUAUCGUGUUGGUGCAGAAUAAGAAUGCAAUCGAUGAGGAAUUGGUACAAUAAAAGACUAAAAUUACACGCAAACCAAGAUGUUGCAGAAAAAGAGAUACAAGCGAAACAUUGACAUUACAACAUUUAACGAAUAAUAGUGAUACUGAAUUACCUAUGAAUAAAACAAAAAAUGAUCUAUGAGCGAAUUAACUGGCUUUACUCCACACAACACGCGGAUGUUGAUCGCAGUCAGUAAGAAUAGAACCGCUUAUUAAGCUAUUCGUAAAUACAUAAACAAAAUAGUGAACUUAUAGCAUAAGUACCAGCUAUCGUUGGAUCACUAUCAUGUUCGAUGUAUAAAUAUAUAUCUUGUACAAGAAGUAUAUAUUUAUAGACUAGA
Armigeres subalbatus is the source of this 6113-nucleotide messenger RNA. RefSeq lists its product as uncharacterized. The record is from RefSeq and is a predicted model, not a curated record. Bases 315 to 3758 code for a protein of 1147 amino acids. NCBI's taxonomy places the organism in Eukaryota, Metazoa, Arthropoda, Insecta, Diptera, Culicidae. The transcript is spliced from 8 exons.